Molecule: messenger RNA, 1822 nt
Organism: Amyelois transitella
Lineage: Eukaryota; Metazoa; Arthropoda; Insecta; Lepidoptera; Pyralidae
Gene: Pis
Product: CDP-diacylglycerol--inositol 3-phosphatidyltransferase
Exons: 4
Coding region: 184-846 (220 amino acids)
Biological process (GO): phosphatidylinositol biosynthetic process
Cellular component (GO): membrane; Golgi apparatus
Molecular function (GO): CDP-diacylglycerol-inositol 3-phosphatidyltransferase activity
Source: RefSeq, a predicted model, not a curated record
UGUCACUCGGUUUUAACAGCUAGUCGAGUCAACUUUAACGAAAUAGGUAUUGAUUUGCGAAGCGAAUUAUUUUUUAAAUCACAUUGAAUUGCGUUGUGUUGUUUUGCGCAUAUUUUUUUACUUACCGUGUUAAGUGUUAUCUAUCGUUAAGUAUAUUAUCCGUAAUUUUCUAUAUCAAUUGCAAUGGCGGAAACUAAAGAAAAUGUGUUCUUAUUUGUGCCAAAUAUCAUUGGCUUCGGAAGAGUGAUUCUAGCCAUAAUUUCCUUUUAUUACAUGCCGACGCAUUGCAUCUUGGCUUGUACUUGUUAUAUUACUUCUGCGCUUUUAGAUGCAUUUGAUGGACAUGCAGCCAGAUAUUUUAAUCAGAGUACAAAGUUUGGAGGCAUGUUGGAUCAGCUGACUGACCGUGCAGGCACGGCAUGCCUGAUGAUGACUUUGGCCACCUUCUACCCUGAAUAUACUUUCUGGCUACAAAUAUCCAUGGCAAUCGAUGUUACCUGCCAUUGGCUUUACCUCCACACUGUGACACUGCAAGGGAAGACAUCACACAAGUUCAUUGACAUGUCGGAGAACCCAAUCAUGCAUGUGUAUUACACUAACAAAACGGUCUUGUUCUGUAUGUGUGCAGGCAAUGAGGCUUUUUAUGCAGCUUUGUAUGUCAUGCACUUUUAUACCGGGCCUCUAGUACUGGGGAUCGGUUUAUGGAAGCUGAUAGCGUUUAUGUGCCUGCCGGUGGCUGUCGUCAAGGCCGGCAUUUCUGUUAUACAUGGCAUUGUAGCUUCUAUCAAUUUGGCAAAUAUUGAUAUAAAAGAACGAGCCGCGCUGGCCGAAAAACAGAAGAAUUAAGAUAACAGUUACCAAAGUUUACAAAAACGGAUUCCAGUUUUUAUCUACCUACAAUAUGAUAUUUGUAAUAAUUUUUUUAAAGUUCUUUUAGUAUAUUCUUUUUAUUUCAAAACAUAGGUUAUUAAUUGCUUUCAAUAAGUUAAGUAAAUAAUUAUAUACCUUUGCAAUUUGAAUGGUAUUUUCUCCUGAGUAAUUUCAGCUAUAAGGUGUGUGUUACCAUAAGAAACCUGUUAACUUAUUUUAUUAAUCUUUAACUUACCUUCAGACUUUUUUUAUGUGAGUCAAUAUUAACCAAAAAACAAAUCAUUAUUGACAUACAAGAUCAUUUAGUUCUCGAAUCUAAAUACUGAAGGUUAGCCUUUCUAAUAAUAGCUGAUUUGCUAACAUUAGGAGUAAUUUAAGAAUUCAUGAUAGCAUUUAAGAAAUAUAGAGAAAUGCAAUUAUUACGAUAUAGACGUUAUUUUUUUCAAAAUUAUGUAUUAUUGUCAAGUACUAGAAGUACAUAUAUUUGUGGUUGUUAGAUCGUUAAAUUAAGCGUAUGUUUAACUUAAUUGUUGUGUAAUAAUGGUUAGAAUUAUAUCAUUUUGUUGUGUAUAAUAAUUACUAAUAAUCUCUGAAAAUAAUUACUAGUCUUUAGAUUAUAAGUUAUUCUAAACUUACAAUACCAGGUAUAGAUAUUUAUUUUUGACUUAAUUUUUUUCGUUAAUACUGCAUUUAUUUUUUCUUAAACAUUCCUACUUAAACAAUUUUUAAUUUUCUCAAACAACAAGAUCAAAGAAAUGUGAUAAAUAUCAAUAUUUUAAUUUUGGAUCCUAUUUAAUUUUAGAUGGGAGAUUCAGCACUUCUUAGGGUAAUGAAUAAUGGAUUUACCACCAUUGCGAAUAAAAAAUUAGAGUUAAAGGGAUGUCUAUUUUAUUAAAACAAAUCAAGUGGUCCUGAGUAAUUUUUUAAUUUGGUUAUCUCAAUAAAUGUAUUU